Tribolium madens (black flour beetle) is the source of this 962-nucleotide messenger RNA. RefSeq names its product vacuolar-sorting protein SNF8 (gene lsn). Lineage: Eukaryota; Metazoa; Arthropoda; Insecta; Coleoptera; Tenebrionidae. The record is from RefSeq and is a predicted model, not a curated record. Bases 180 to 941 code for a protein of 253 amino acids. The transcript has a single exon. Gene Ontology annotation, biological process: protein transport to vacuole involved in ubiquitin-dependent protein catabolic process via the multivesicular body sorting pathway. Gene Ontology annotation, cellular component: ESCRT II complex.
UUUCCCUAAGUGUUGGCUACUCUUAAUGUUACCAUAAAUGAAAUGUCACAAAUAUUUUUAAGAAAAUAAGAGAAAAUAGUUGAAAAUUCAAUUAACUGAUCUCUACUUUCAUUAAAAACUUACGUUCAUGUGAUAAUUACCUGUUGUCGCAAAGUGGGUUGCAAAUAGUUUUGUACGAGAUGAGGCGCAGGGCCGGACUGGGGGCGAUUCAAAAACACAAAUUGGAACAAGAAAAAUACAAAGAUAAAGGAAAUGAAAUUCAGGAAAACCUUUUCGAACAAAUGACUAAACAACUGGUAAUAUUAGAAGAAAAUCUAGAGGAAUUUGCUACCAAACAUAAAAAUAAAAUUCGCAAAAAUCCGGAAUUUCGGCGUCAGUUUCAAGAAAUGUGUGCUAGUAUUGGAGUCGAUCCUUUGUCCUCCGGCAAACAGGGCUUCUGGUCAGUGUUAGGCAUCGGGGAUUUUUACUAUGAACUAGCAGUUCAAAUUGUUGAAGUUUGUUUGGCCACUAAUUACAAAACUGGGGGUUUGAUUAGUUUGGAUGAACUUAGGACAAGAUUGAUUAAAGCUAGAGGUAAAGGCAAGCAACACCAAGAUAUUACGCAAGACGAUUUAAUACGCGCGGCACAAAAAUUGAAAAUUUUUGGAAGUGGCUUUAUGGUGAUUCCUAUAGGAAAGGGGCAAUAUAUGGUACAGUCCAUCCCUGGUGAAUUAAGUAUGGACCAUACGGCAGUGUUGCAGCAAGCAACUCACUCAAAUCAGGCAUUUGUUUCUGUAUGUUAUCUCAAACGGGAGUUGGGUUGGGAGGAUGAGAGGGCUAGGAAAGCCCUGGACCAUAUGGUAGACCAAGGAUUGGCAUGGGUGGACCUACAGAGCCCUAAAGAGAAAUUAUACUACUUUCCUAGUUUAUUUAAUGCAUGUAUUGACUCCACAAUCAGUUAAAUAAAACAUUUUAUAACAAAA